Molecule: messenger RNA, 721 nt
Organism: Puccinia graminis f. sp. tritici CRL 75-36-700-3
Lineage: Eukaryota; Fungi; Basidiomycota; Pucciniomycetes; Pucciniales; Pucciniaceae
Exons: 4
Coding region: 1-585 (194 amino acids)
Source: RefSeq, a predicted model, not a curated record
AUGUCUUCUGCACAAAAAAAGGGGGAAGAUCCCCGCUUUUGUGGGCGGCGAGCCUGUUGGUAUCGUGAAUCUACGAGACAGGGUCCCAAAUCGAACCCUUCUGCUAAGGGUGAAAAGUAUCCUGAAAAAGUGGGAUCGGGUGCCAGCAACCAAGAGAAAAGGACCUCAUCCACUGCAAUAGUUCCCAUAAUACCCCACUGUUCGAUAGAAAUAAUAACUCUCGCGGAAAACUCCUUUGCACCAAUAAUGCACUUCCUCCAAUCAACUGUCUUUGUGCUUCUCGCCAUAGCUCUAGGUCUGGUCACCGCGACGGCUGAGCAAGGCGAUGCCAAUCGCCCCUUUGGAUGUACCUCCGUCCAUCCGGUCGCAUACUGCAGCCGAGAGAUAGGCAAUCAACAAGAAGAGGUGAUCCUAGCCACUCCGGUUAGAAACCAUUUCAGUUGCGAAUCCAAAGGUAUGAAGAACGCCUGGUGUUGUUUCUCAAGACAGUUAAAAAUCGAAGUUGUUGGAGGUCACAAAAGAGUCUCAACAGCUAACCGCCACGAUGUUUGUGUACCCGGACGAGCACCAUCCAAGAAAAACUAGGCUGCGGAGAAGUUAAUACCUCCACUCAAAGUAUCUUCAGCAUAUUCGAUACGCACCAAACAAAGUCCCUCCUUGGUUACACCGUCAUUCCGCUCCUUCCUUACCUUCGAGACCUAUGCACGGAGUUUUCCCAAUG